Molecule: messenger RNA, 8818 nt
Organism: Panthera uncia (snow leopard)
Lineage: Eukaryota; Metazoa; Chordata; Mammalia; Carnivora; Felidae
Gene: GAB3
Product: GRB2 associated binding protein 3
Exons: 9
Coding region: 4903-6669 (588 amino acids)
Source: RefSeq, a predicted model, not a curated record
CACAGGGGAGAAAGUUUCCCCAGGGCAAGCAGUGCCUUGUGCCCUGGUAACACACAGCCCCAUCAUCCUUUUAUAAGUUACUUUCAAAUUGAUAAUGUUUCUCUGUCCAUUUGUCAUGGCUUCGCCGCAAUCACAGCACACGGGAGGCAGGCCAGGGCAUACUGGCUCCGUUUACACAUGCCGAGGUUCGCAGCGGUCAAGUGCUCAAGGCCGCCCAGAAAGUGAGAAGCAGCAUCAGAAUUCAAAAGGAACCCCUUUUUUUGUACUCCAUUUCUCUGUGAAGAUGAGCAUGCCCUGCACCGAGAGGAUCUGGAAAGCAAAAUCACUGUGCACACAAUUAGCCACAAUUAUGAAUAACUUAUAAAAUGAUGAUGGCGCUGCUUCUGGGACAUGUGCAGUGGAGGAGGUCCAAGGGGAGGGGGCGGACUUCAGGGCAGCCGUGGAAGCUAGCGGUCCUGCACUUGUAAAAGGUAAAGAGCUCCUAUGUGAGAAGAGACAGCAGCCCUCAAGCCCUCACGUCCUCUGUGAGUUCACCAGUCCUCCAGCAUCCUUCCACCUGUUGUGCACAGUGCCUGGCACACAGUAGGUACUUAAUAACUGUUUAUUGAGUGGGGGUGGCUGGGGGACUCAGCCAGUUAGGCAUCUGACUCCUGGGUUCAGCUCAGCUCAUGAUCUCCCGGUUCUAGAGUCCCAGCCCCAAGUUGGGCUCUGUGCUGACAGUGCGGUGCCCACUUGGGAGUCUGUCUCCUCUCUCUCUGCCCCUGCCCCGUGCACUCUCUCUUGUAGAAGAAAACACAAACCUAGCAACCCACAUAAAACACAUAUGUGGCUUGUGAAUUAUUAUUAUUAUUAUUAGCUGAGCCCUCGGUAGAAGCCCUCUUGUAACCAAAAGGAUUUUAAACCAAUUCACUCAGAUGAGCGUCCCCUAGGCACUAUGAUAUAAAGUUUUCAUCUCCUGGGUAGUCUGCCCCCCUUUUUCUUAUUGUUUAUGUGUGGAGGAAAGUGGGCCUUUGAGAUGCCGGAUCUCCCCCCGGGUCGGCUUGUGGUCGAUCACACCCUCGUACCAUUUCGCUUCCUGAGCCAGCAAGUGUUGGUGCCUCAUGCCUAUAGCUGCUGAUUCACAGGGGUGGCAAAAUGGGGAUAUUCGAAUUCUGUCAUUUAUUUUCCUUUAUGGGUCAGAACGCAUUUAUAAACAGGUGUUUGCCUUCAUCUUCCCAGUGGGACGGCUUGUCGAGGAAGGGCAGCAUAGUGAUGGAUUCUUUCCCUUUGUUUACCUGUUUGCAUGAUUAAUGUCUUGGAACUGUUUCAUUGUAUCUUUUUAAAAAAGUUUAUUUAUUUUGAGGAGGAGAGAGAGAGAGAAGGGGAGACGGGGAGGGGCAAAGAGAGAGAGAGAAUCCCCAGCAAACUCUGCACUGUCAGCACGGAGCCCGACGAGGGGCUGGAAAUCACAAACCGUGAGAUCAUGACCUGAGGCCAAAUCAAGAGUCGGAUGCUCAACUGACUGAGCCACCCAGGCACCCGUCUUUAAGUUUACUUUUGAGAAAUGUCUACAUGCAACAUGGGGCUUGAACUCAUGAUCCAGGCUGAGGCAGCCCAACGCCCCACGCUGUUUUAUUGUAAAGAGCCUCGCUUUUGCGCGGGCCGGCUGCUUUCAGGGCCUUUGUCGUGUGCACACCUGGAAAGUGCACGACACACCUGGGGCCAUGGCUCGACGUCGUCGGUAGAGACAGUGCUCCCAGGGGCCUGGCGUCUGCCUUUAUUAGAGUCAAGGGGGGUGCGUAGGGUUUCCGGGGCCAGCUCUUGGGGAGUUUGACGCACAAGCAUGUGGAGAGAAAAAACAAGGGACCCAAACGGUCAGCUAUCCAAAUCAGCCGAGAUGUGUACAGCCAAGGCGCCUGGGUGGGGUCAGGGGACCUGCUCCGGGUGCAGUGGCAGGCUGGCCACACGCCCUUGGAGAUGGUGUCUCUGCGGCGGACGCCUCGGCAGCCCGAGCGGCGGCCAGACACUUGCAAGCAAUUGUAGCGGAAGCCUUUCCACUAGCUGCUUCCUGGGCCCUUCUUCAGCCUUGGCUUCCCCACCACUUCCUCCUGGAAGCUUCCCUGGGCCCCGCAAUCGCAUGUGUCUUUUGUGCGUCCCCAGAGAAUUUUGGCUUUCCGUGACCAUAGGACUGACCUCCCAGACUGCAAUCGUCUGUUUAUCCCUCUGCCCACUUCCCUUGCCCCCCACGGCCCUGUGCCCCGGUCCCCUCUGUUUUCCCGGUGCCCACACGGUGUCAGCAUAGGAGCGGGCCACUGGGAGAUGGCUGUUGAACAAAUGAGUGACAUUCAGACAUGACCGUGUCAUUCUCCUCUUGCGCUCAUGCUGCUCCCAGCCGACCCUCCGCCCGUGCAGCCACUGCCACGGCUUGAGAUCCCUUCCCCACCCUGGCUCUCACCCAAUUCUCUGUCUCCAUCAUCGGGCAGGAUGCACAGCGAUUCUUGCUAUUACUUUUAUCCCCCCCAAACUGCUCUUAAAGGAUGAGAAAUCUGUUCCCAUAAAACUAAGAACAAUUAAGUUGACACUUGGUUCUGCACUCUGUUUGACUUCCUCUUUUAGAAUCAGUUUGGGGAAGUACAACAAAGUUCCUGUUCACAUUUCCCUACCACAGUAGCCUUUGGAAAGUUCGGGCUGCCCCAGGCUCCCCGUGAAAGCUUUCCUUAGUGGGUACACAUGGCAUUCCCUUGUCCCCUGGACCCCUCCCUGGGCCUGCCCUGCAUCCCCGUUUGCCCGAUUUCCCAUCCCCCCAUGUUCCGAACUGCACAGUGACACUUGAGCACUUCUGUUCAGUGGCUUUACCUCAUCUGAUGCCAUGUUUCUGCAACAGGAGUUUGUUGAAUCAUGCAUUUUCCUGUCUUUCCUGAAUCAUCCCCAUGAGCACACAAACGUGCUGUUAUGUUUCUAAUCUUUGACGAUGAGGGCUUAAUCCCACCGCUCUGUCCCUCUUCUGAGUGGCCAAACCUCGCCUCAGAGAGGCGAAACCAAGGCCGGGCGCACCUGCCAAGUGCCUGUUCCCUCCUUGUCCCAACCCAGCGCGGAGUGCCUGCCCCAUUGCCGCAGCCUCACAGGGGUUUUCGGAGGCCUAACGGUAGAUCUCUUGUGAUGACUGGCCUUUCCCCUGUCGGCGCUUGAUUGGGUUCUCUGCUGCCUCGGGUCUCCGGUUCCCUGGGCAGUGAGGGAGCUGAGAACUCUCCCAGAUGGUGGCCUGUCAUUCUACAGGGGUCUCUUGGUCUCAGCUGGUGGCUUUAUAAAUGUGUCAGGCCCAAGAAGCUAGAGAUAGAAAGGACUUCCUGUCCCAGUGGUCACCAUGCCUCCUGGCAGAAGCCCGCACUUCCUGCUGUCGCACACACCACCGCUCAGAAGAGCUAACCACAGCUAUAAAUCUGCCCCUUGCACUUGCCAACUGCAGCAUCAAGUGUCUCCGCUGGAAAACAGCCCCGCCGUCGGCCCGUCGGCCUGUCGGCCUGCUCCCCUGGUCUGUGUCUGGUUCUUCACAGCAGAACACAGGGUGCCCUAAUGUAAGAAAAUGGAUGGCUUUUUAAAAAAUUUUUUUAAUGUUUUUAUUUAUUUUUGAGACAGAGCAUGAGCAGGGAGGGGCAGAGAGAGAGGGAGACAGAAUCUGAAGCAGGUUCCAGGCUCUGAGCUGUCAGCACAGAGCCCGACGCGGGGCUCGAACUCACGAACCAUCAGACCGUGACCUGAGCCGAAGUCGGACGCUCAACUGACUGAGCCACCCAGGCACCCUGAAAAUGGACGACUUUGAGGAAGGGCCUUACUUCCUUCUCCCUGGCUUCAGGAGAUGGUGGGGAAGUUAACAGCGAAGACUCCUUGGAACGGCAGGGCCAUGGUCAAUUGCCGAUACGUCUUUUCCUAGGUCUCAUACCCAAGGAGGCAGCUCAUUCCAGGUCAGGGGACAGUGGGGACUGAGGAGCUCCAGGGGCAUGCAAAGCAUCUUCCCACCUCCCGGUGCUGGUUUCUCUGGAGCAUCAUUCUCUUUUUUGGGUGUGGAUCAGGUGAAGCGUGAUCAUUUUACCUCAAUGCUUGGCUCUCUCCUUUCAGCUGUCAUAGUGCUUGUCAGCAGGCUGUGAAAGCUUAAGCCACAUGGUUCCUGCCCUGCACCUCCCCCCGCCCGCCUGGACGACAAGCAAACCACACCUAUUUUCCAAUGCCCCCUAGGACAUCCCGAUUCCUGGUUUGGGACACACUGUGGUUUAGGACGGAAUGCUGGCUACACUCCCCCUCUUGACUGUUUUACUCCACAUUCGUUACUCUGAACCUCAGUGUUCUCAGACAUAAAAUGUACACACAGAGAAAACAAUUACCUUUCCCACAGGAUAGUUUUGGAGCUUCAAUGAGUUAUGGUAAAGCAGUUGGGAGUUACAGAAAGACGGUCAGAAACUUCAGAUGAUGGUAAUCCUCUCUCCUCUCAAAUGUGUAUGAUUUUUCUUUUCUUGUUGAGCAAUUCUCUAGAAGUUAAAUAAUGUUAGCUAAUACCGACAACAGUGGGCACUCACGAUUUGUACCUGAUUUUUGCGUCCAAUCUUGGCUUUGGGAUUCAGAUAGAUAGUGCUAAGAAGGCUUUCGUCUCAUUCGUUACUAAGUUUUUUUUUUUUUUUUUUUUGUAAGCAUGAACACGUGUGCAUUGAUGUGACACUCCUCAGCUGCAUCAGUUGGGAUGAUUGUAUAGAUCUGGUCCUCUGACCCGUGGGCACGAAUGCCAUUGCUGCAGUCCCCAGUGACGAGCCAUCCUUAAAAUCAUUGAAUAAAGUGGGCUUGUACAUGGUGUACUAGCCACUUAAUGCAAAGCUGGGUGGACAUUGCAUUUCACUGUUAGGGUGGUUGAUCUGCUUCUCUGCUGUCCUUGUCAUGAAACAGGUUCUCGGCAGAGCUGGAGAAGCCCAUGCCGUGGGUCCGGUAACUUGUCGAAUUGCCUCCCUGCAGGCCUGGCGCAAGCGCUGGUUCGUCCUCCGGCGGGGCCGCAUGAGCGGCAGCCCGGACGUCUUGGAGUACUACAGGACCAAGCACUCGAGCAAGCCCAUCCGUGUGAUCGACCUCAGCGAGUGUGCAGUGUGCAAGCACGUGGGCCCCGGCUUCGUCCGGAAGGAAUUUCAGAAUAACUUCGUGUUCAUUGUCAAGACCGCUUUGCGUACAUUCUAUCUGGUGGCUAAGACCGAAGUAGAAAUGCUGGUGUGGGUGUACAGCAUCAGUCAGGUCUGCAACUUCGGCCAACUGGAGGAUGGUGCGGAUUCUGUGGACAGCUUCUCGCGCAUGCCCCCCUCCCUGCAGCCAGCCCCUGCCAGCUUCCUGCCCGCGGCCCACGCCGUCAGCUCCUCCGUGCCGAGUGACAACCUGAGCACCAACACCGGUGCCACUGAGGAAAGCAGGAGUGAGUCCGAGUCUCUCUCCCUUCCCGAUUAUCUGAUUCUGUCCGACUGUGAGACCGGAAGACCACGUCACACCAGUCUACCCACCAGGUGUGAUAGCUGGUCAAACUCAGACCGCUCGUUGGAACAGAGUUCAUUUGAUGACGUUUUUGUUGACUGCCUGCAGCCCGCGCCCCCCAGUAACUUGGUCCACCCCUCACGCCAUGGGAAUGGAUCUCAGAAGGUGCCUUCCACGAAGCCUCAGGCUGCCCUGACGUGGAGUAGAGAUAUCAAUGGGCCAGCCAGGGACCACUUUUCUUCAGCAUUGCUGGAAACUUCCUUAAACCCCACCGUUCAGGUAGAUAAAAACCAAGGUUCCUUGCCCUGUGUGGUAAAAGAACCAGACAUUGUGUCCAACGUGCCACCGCCCCGCCCCCCUAAGCCAAGCCAUCUCUCUGAACGGCGCCAAGAAGAACAGGUCGUGUGGAGUGGGCAUGGCGGCAUCAAGAAGCCAGAGUGCACUAUGGCAGCGAGAAGAAUCUCUCUCUCUGGUUUAGAUAACAUGAGAACCUGGAAAGCUGAUGUAGAAGGCCAAUCCUUAAAACACCGAGACAAGCGGCUUAGUUUAAAUUUGCCAUGCGGGUUCUCCCCGGUGUACCCCACAGCUUCAGCCAGUGCCGAAGAUGGCUACGUGCCCAUGGGCCCACAGGUGGCCACCUCUGCUCUUAGAACCCACUGCGGCCAUGAUGACUACAUCCCCAUGAGCCCAGGGAGCAUCUCAAGCCCGCUGCCUGAGCUACCUGCAGACAUGGAGCCUCCCCCAGUGAACAGAGAUCUCAAGCCUCAGAGGAAACCACGGCCACCCCCGCUGGACCUGAGCCACCUGUCCACCAUCCGGGAACACACGUCUCUAACCAGGACCCGCACUGUGCCUUGCAAUCGAACCAGAUUUCUCUCUCCAGAAAGAAAUGGUAUUAAUUCUGCAAGAUUUUUUGCCAAUUCUGUUUCCAGAGAAGAGGAAGAAAGCUACAUCCACAUGAAUCGCAGGACGGCCAAGUCCCUAAGCAGUGGUGCUCUGACCUGGACAAAGAAAUUCAGCCUGGACUAUUUAGCGCUAGACUUCAAUUCUGCGUCACCAGCCCCUAUACAGCAGAAACUCUUCCUUUCAGAAGAGCAAAGAGUGGACUAUGUCCAAGUGGAUGAACAGAAGACACAAGCCCUCCAGAGCACGAAGCAGGAGUGGACGGAUGAGAGGCAAUCGAAAGCGUGAGAUAUGUGCUUGGGCCAUGUGUGGGGCAAGGAAGCCCGCGGCUUGCUCUGGGCGUCUUUUGCCAGGGUUGCAGUGAUGGUCCAUGCAGGCCAGGAAUCAGAGACAGUAUGUCACUUCCGCGGACUUGGCCAGAACCUUUGGGAGAGAGGAUCUCUUCAUCUACACCGAAUGGGGAGAAGGAAGAAGUGGUCUCCUGGCCCCACCCCCACCCCACCCGUCUUGGCCGUGUCCCUCUCCUACCACAUGAGCCCAGAGCCUUCCAGAUGCUUAGAGUCGGCUCCAUACCCAUAAGAGGCGGCCAUGGACUGUCAUGUAGAAAACUCCAUUCAGGUAUGGUAGGAACAAGAAAAGCAAGACUUGGGACAAUAUUUUUCCCAGAGCUUUUAAGAAUCUCUCCAAUGGAGCAUUUGGAGUACAGAUUCGAGCCAGUAUUGCUACCAAACAGAAUCAUUUGACUCUAAUGCCUGCAAAUUCCGACCUUUCUUCUGUGUUUCCAUUGAAUCAUAAAUCAUCCUGGCGGAGAGGCUCCUGGAGACCAUCUUGUCCCAGGCCCUGCACACAUGGUUGAGGAGAUCAAACCCAGAGGUGGUGGCAGAGUUUGCAUUCCUUACUGCAAAGACCCCAACAGACGAAUCAUUUCUGUCCCUAGCGAAAGACAGGUCAAGUGAGAGGGGCAGUGAGUCCUGGGCUCUGUGGUGAGCGUGUCAGAGGACACUAGUGGCGUUAAGGGUGUCAUGGCCGAACAGCUGCCUACGGCUGGGUGUUCCAUUGCUGCCAGCCUCUCAGCACGUUUUCACAUGCGUUGUCUCAUGCCUUCUCAAAAACCUCCGAAGCGAGGCUUGGCAGAGAACGUUGCUCCCACCUGGAAGCAAAUGACAGCCAGAGGAGGGAGCAGUGUGCCUGAGAUCACUCGCAGAGCCAAGGCCCAGGGUGAGGUCCCCCACAGGCCCAUUCCACCAUCUUCCACUGCCUCUGAGGAUUUUGAUGAGAUCUAGGAGUUUGGCCAACCUUGGGGACGUGAAAAACACGUGCAGACACGAGAUGAGUCAUCAUCCCCCCUCCCUCUCAUAGGAUUUUGAACAGGUGCCGUUCCUACUUGACAAGUAUGCGUGCCAAGCCGGCUUUUCUUUGUGUGGUGUUCCAAUGGGAGGCCCUAACAUAAUCAGUGGUUACCCUGAGCAAUACCUCCUGACCGUCACUGUGAAAGCCAUUCUUGGAUCAUGUGGUCCCUUGCACGGUGUUUCCCGCAAACCGGCUGGGGGCGGCAGAAGAAUUGUUUGCCACCUCAGGGAAGGCACAAAUUGUCUUUGGCUGUCCUAUGCUGGCCCUCAGCUUUUGAGUGAUAGUUGUGACCAGAAAACAAACAAACGCAACAGAAAAAGCUUUAAACAAUGAAUUCCAUUCUCAAAUUUCCUGGCGAAUUUCUCCCUUCUUCUUUAGUGAUGGCUAAGUCCUGAGAGCAAAGGGCACCACUGUGUAGUGAGGACAUCGUGUCACUCCCUCCUUUAUGGGGCACUGGGGUUCAGGGGGGCCAGGUGAAGGUCUCAGUCGGGCGUGGGGUUGUGUUUAAUGGCCCUUCCCGAUUCUUCCGAGCGCCUGUAGCCAGAAGACAGAUGUGAACAAGCGGGAAUGAAGCAGAUACAGGUCCGCCAUUCUGACUGGCAUUGCGUCUCAUGGAAGGAAGGCUUAAGGGGCAGGCCGGUCUAUGGCAGUCAGGCUCGGUCAGGGAAGUUGUAGGCUCUGCUGUGGGGUUUUAGGGCUCAAAAUGCCCAAAGGUAAGUAAUGCCAGUCUGGGCUUUUCAGACCGUAGAAGCAAUUCUGAUGUUCAAAGCAACAGGAUCUGGUGACCUCAUUUUCUUCCUGGAGUAAGGUGGGGGGAAAUGGUGGAAUGCUUUCAAUGACAUAAGAAUCCUCAGUGAGCCCAGAUGGAGAAAUGCGAGCCCCCCCGCCCCCCGCGGCCAGCUCCGUGUCACAACACACAGGCCAGAGCCUGUAAGGAGCCAUCUUCUUCCCUCUGUGACUUGCAAAGAGUCACAGAGCCUCAGGCAAGAAUCCAGGGAGCUGGACUGUCGGUUCUCAUAGAUGGUAACUUCCUUGUGUGUGGGGCACCUGUCUUUAGAUCCCGACGAAGGAGGCUGGUGCAGCAAAA